AUGGUGUCCUUCAACGCGAGAAACAGAGAAGAAGAAGACGACGAUCACGAUUUUGAUAAAAAAAAAACCGAUCAGGAGGAAAAAUUCGCAUGGCAGGAAAACUUGCGCGAGGACGAUCCGUGGAAACACGUGAAAGAUAUCAAAGGGGAUUUGCAUUACCGAGUGUUGUCGAUUCCUCGAAACGCGACGAUGAGAGAGAUUAAAGCGGCGUAUCGGCAAAAAGCGCGCGAACAUCAUCCGGAUAAAGGCGGUUGCAGCGAAACGUUCGAUAAAGUGCAAAAAGCGUUCGAGACGUUGUCCUGUCCCAAGAAACGAGAGCAGUACGACAGGUUACAACACGUGACGCAAUAUCGGUACAUACCGGGCGUGACGCAAAGAGCAGUCGGAGGAGAGGAUUUACUGUUGGACGAUAUCGCCCGAUUAGGGUUAGAAACAGACGCGAGCACGCAGUUGGUGGUGUUGUGCGAGGUGUGCGGGAGACCGUCGACGAGAGUGUGCAUGUGCUCGUUGUAUUAUUGCGAUUUUUGCGAACGGAAGCAACACUGGAAAGGCGAGUUUGGUUUGCACUGGCCAGUGACGCAGAGCGAUCGUUUGAAGGUGGAUUUGGCAAAAAAAGAGUUGGAGGAGAAGAAAAAAGAAGACGCGAGGAGAUACGAGUUGGAAGAUCCAAACUUCAGAGAUCCGGCGUCUUUGAGAGAGAUUCGCGAGUUCAAAGAACACGCCGCGGAGAUUUACGGCGUGAGGAAACGAGAUCAAACGAGGGUGUUCGAUAUGCGUUUGGCGAGAUAUUACAUGUGGGCACAGACGACGCGUCAUGUAUACGUCGCGAUCAUGUUACCGACUGGAUAUAAAGAUAAAGAGCUGCACAUGGACUUCAGAGGGCAAGUGUUAGUGGUUCAAAGCGAAGACUCGCCUCCGGUGGUGGAAAGACACCUCGCGUUUCAACCGUCGCGCGAGUUUCCCGUGCAAACCAUGCAAACGGAGGAUAAAAGAUUUUUCGUGCUCUCGAUUCCGAAAAGCAACAUGGGAGAAGAUAUCAAACAGUGCUUUGAAGGUGAUCCAGACUACGCGCGAUGCAUGCAACCGCCGUAUACUUUACACGAAUCAAAUACUGAAGUCAUCAUGGAAUUUGAACUGCCGUUUUGGAUCGACGAGGAAGACGUUCGCGUGGACAUUACGAAACGUACCGUUCGCGUUCGCGUGACGAACGAAAUCGAUACGAUACGUCAUUUCUGGUGGAAAACGCAAGGGCACGAAGAGUUGCGCAAGAACUGGGAAGCAAUCGUUCCUGAAGAGUGCGCGUGGUCUUUAGACGACGAAAGCAUAAACUCAAAAGGCGAAAAAUGUCGCCUUUUGAUGAUUUGCCUCGCAAAGCCUUUGCCAGAUCAAGAAGAGAAAGAAUAUAAGAAAAACUCGCGCCAAGAUAACAGAUUUGCAUUGGCAAAGUGGGUUGACACUUCAACAACCCAAGAGUCCGGUGUCCGAUUCUUUAUCGAAGACGAAGACGAUUUCGAUCUCGAGUCGUUGCUCAUAUCGAUGGUGUUUAUGGAAACGGGCUCGUCUUUUGUACCCGUCAAACCAGAAUACGCGUAUCGCGCACCGUUCGAUACUUCGAAAACAAUAAAAGACGUAAAUUUACUCCCGAAAAGAGUAAAAACGUUGCUGGAUAAGAUGCUAGACGGAACAGAAGUGUUUGAAAAGAACGAAGAAGAAGGAAGAGGAGAAGGAGGGAACCUCGAGGCGAUUGCGAACGAAUAA
Messenger RNA from Bathycoccus prasinos, 1758 nucleotides. RefSeq lists its product with no specific name. The record is from RefSeq and is a predicted model, not a curated record. The transcript has a single exon. NCBI's taxonomy places the organism in Eukaryota, Viridiplantae, Chlorophyta, Mamiellophyceae, Mamiellales, Bathycoccaceae. The coding region runs from base 1 to 1758 and encodes 585 amino acids.